Eriocheir sinensis (Chinese mitten crab) is the source of this 1783-nucleotide messenger RNA. RefSeq names its product protein CutA homolog. Bases 751 to 1197 code for a protein of 148 amino acids. The record is from RefSeq and is a predicted model, not a curated record. The transcript has 6 exons. Gene Ontology annotation, molecular function: copper ion binding. NCBI's taxonomy places the organism in Eukaryota, Metazoa, Arthropoda, Malacostraca, Decapoda, Varunidae. Gene Ontology annotation, biological process: response to metal ion.
UAAGUACAUGUGGAAAUGAAAUUAUUGUACUAGGUUUUGAAUCAAAUAGGUAACCUAUUAAUUUUAUAUCACACGCAGCGCACUGAAGAGUUUGACACUUUUCUAGGAAUCUUGUUGUUCUGUUCAUCUUUUGGUAAAUUUCCACCAACUUCACUCUGAGUUGCCAAUUCUUGUCAGUCAUUGAUGUGACAUGCCUCCACAUGCUGGUUACAGUUAUGAAAAUUAAACAAAUCUAAUUAAAUUAAAACCAGUGCCUAACAAGGCUUUGCCCCAACUCAUUCCCCCCACCUGCCAUACAGGGCUUUGCCCUGACUGACCCCCUUCAUCUUAGUGAAGAAAAUAAUCACAGGAACAAGUACUUUACAGUAUAAAUGGUACUAAGAAAUAUUGAAAAACGUGUUGAGAUCUUUCAGAAAAAAUAGUAUUGACCAUCUACAUGAAGUGGUGAAAGACUCACAUUACUCAAUAACUUAAUAGCUAAAUGGUGGAGGGGGGCAAAAUCCACCCUGCCAGGAGGUUAGUUAAGUGAUGUUAGAUUAAGAUAGGGGGCACCAUAGAGGCAAAGCCCCUUUCAUCAAGUCACAAUUUACAUUUUCUUUUAAAACAAAACUGAAGGCAUUAGAAUUUACCUAGCGUCUUUUUUGCAUCAGCGAUUCCUUCCCUCACCACAGAGAAGCGAACACACUCACACACUUACUCUGUUGCCUGGCUUGCUGAAGGGGGGAGGUGCCGCUGCUGGCCUGCCAGGGGAUGCUGAGAACCACUGUGCAGGUGGUGCUGGUCCUGAGUCUUGCCGGGGUGUGCAUGCCGCCACUGCUGCUGACCGCCUGGAGGAGCAUCGUCACCAUGGCUGCCUCGUCGAGCACCUACGUUGCCGGCACUCACUCCAUGGCCUUCGUCACCGCCCCGUCGCAGGAGGUGGCCAAGAAGAUAGCGGGCGGCCUAGUGAAGAACAAACUAGCAGCGUGCGUCAACAUCAUCCCUGGCGUGGUGUCCGUGUACGAGUGGGAGGAGAAGAUCAACGAGGACCCAGAGGUGAUCAUGAUGAUCAAGACUCGCACAUCCCGCCUGGAGGAGCUGACUAAGUAUGUACGCGAGAACCACCCUUACGACGUAUGUGAAGUGAUUUCCUCCAAGAUCGACCAAGGUAAUCCUCCGUACCUGGACUGGAUAGGCCAAAUUGUCCCAGAGAAGUGAGGGGCAGAGAGCAGCACCUGGCCUCCCUUCCAUUUGCCCCUGGACACCACAACCAGACACACGCACACUCCCCGACAAGGGCAGAGAGCGUUGGGAUGAGGUUGGUGUGUUAUGUGUUGAGGGUGCAGUGUGCUGGUUGAGGAGCAGCAUUUUGGACUAAGAAUAUGAUUAAUGAGGGAAGUGGAGGUCAUUAUUGGGGCAUUAGGAGGAGUAAAGAGGACUAGGGAGAUGAAAUGGGAUAAGUGAGCAUUAGGACGGGAGGAAGAGGAGUAGAGUAGGGAGGUGAUCAUGGGAGAAGAUAAUAACAAUAGCAGUGAGGUAUAGGGGAUAAGGGAAAUCUUUGUAAUUCAUAGGUUAAUCACUUCCCCUCUGCUACACAGUGUGAUGAAUUUAUAUUUGUUAUCCAUAAAUGAGUUUGUUUUUUGAUUUUCUGAAAACUUGCCUCCAUUUAUUUUAGUGGAGGGGGUUGUGUUGGGUUUACUGCUACCCUAGGUUGUUGGGAGUAAUGCUCAAGUGUUUGGAAGUCAAUUAGGAUAACAUUAGUAAAUACCAUGUGAAAAAUGAAUUGAGGUACCAUAUGAGGAAA